Messenger RNA from Dovyalis caffra, 909 nucleotides. The record is from the annotation of a GenBank genome assembly. Lineage: Eukaryota; Viridiplantae; Streptophyta; Magnoliopsida; Malpighiales; Salicaceae.
AUGGCUUUGGUUGUAAUCUGCGGCCAGCCAUGCAGUGGGAAGUCCACAGCUGCACUUUGCCUAGCUGAAGCUCUUAAAGAAUCAGAAUCUAACUCAACCAUUAGAAUCAUUGAUGAAGCUUCUUUUCAUCUUGAUCGUAAUCAAAGUUAUGCCAACAUGACUGCAGAGAAGAAUUUGAGAGGAGUGCUCCGGUCUGAAGUUGAUAGAUCUGUAUCGAGGGAUAAUAUAAUCAUAGUGGAUUCUUUGAACAGCAUCAAGGGUUACAGGUAUGAGCUAUGGUGUUUGGCUCGUGCUGCAGGAAUAAGAUACUGUGUGCUGUUCUGCGACGUCGAAGAAACUCAAUGUAAAAAAUGGAAUGAAAACCGUAGGGAGAAUUGUGAAGCCACGUAUGAUGAUACUAUCUUUGAGGACUUGGAAAGAAGGUUUGAGAGGCCAGAUAGAAGAAAUCGCUGGGAUUCUCCUCUGUUUGAGUUAUGUCCAUAUAAAGAUGGUAUUCAGAAAUCUUCUGCUGCCAUCUUGGAUGCUGUUUCAUACUUAACAAAAAAAGUAGACUCAAAAACUCGGGAUGUUAAAAUUUUACAGCCAACUAUUGCUACUCAAAGUGCACGAUUUUCCGAGGCAAAUUCUCUAUAUGAGCUCGACAGGGCAACACAAGAGGUUGUCAAUGUUAUUGUAGAAGCACAAUCCCAGUCAAUCGGAGGACCUCUAAAUGGAAUUUCUCCCGGCCAGGGGUUACCAACUCUUAAUAUGUCAAGAUCAGUUGGGCUACCAGAGCUAAGGCGACUGCGUCGGACUUUCAUUAAGUUGACAGGUCAGACUAGCUUAAGUGGACGGCCCCCGCCUUCAGAUGCAGAGAGUGCAAAAAGGAUGUUUGUGGAUUACUUGAACAGGGAAUUGGGAACUGCUUGA